AUGAUGUGGCCUCCUCAGAUGGCUUUAGCACGUGGGGCCAGACCUCUCCCUGGUUUCCGAGGUUUUCCUCCUGGUAUGAUGGGUCCUGAUGGAUUUUCUUAUGGAGCCGUCACAUCUGAUAGUUUUCCCAUGCCUGAUAUUUUCGGUAUGGCUCCUCGUGCUUUUGCACCUUAUGGCCCAAGAUUCUCUGGUGAUUUGAUGUUUCAUGGCCGACCUUCUCAGCCUGGAAACUUUCCAGCUGGUGGAUUUGGGAUGAUGAUGGGUCCUGGGCGUGCUCUUUUCAUGGGUGGGAUGGGCUUGGGGGCUCCAGUCACUGGAAGAGGUGGUCGACCAGUUGGUAUGUCCCCAAUGUUUCCGCCAGCAGCAUCUCAACCUUUUCAUAACUCAAACCGGCCAGUUAGGAGGGAUCAGAGGGCACCGGCUAAUGAUAGGAAUGACAGAUACAGUGCAAAUUCAGAUCAAGGCAAGGGUCAAGAGAUGGCAGGUAGUGGAGCAGAUGAUGAGGCACAUUAUCACCAGAGAGUAAAAAACCAGCAAGAUGAUCUUGGCACUGGAAACAUUUUCAAAAACGAUGAAAGUGAGAGUGAGGAUGAGGCACCCAGAAGGUCAAGACAUGGGGAAGGAAAGAAAAAGAGGCAAAGCUUGGAGGGAGAUGCUGCUACUGGUUCUGAUCAACUGGUCUAG
Molecule: messenger RNA, 684 nt
Organism: Ilex paraguariensis (yerba mate)
Lineage: Eukaryota; Viridiplantae; Streptophyta; Magnoliopsida; Aquifoliales; Aquifoliaceae
Source: the annotation of a GenBank genome assembly